Schistocerca serialis cubense is the source of this 3421-nucleotide messenger RNA. Its product is annotated as sorting nexin-14-like. Gene Ontology annotation, cellular component: late endosome. Lineage: Eukaryota; Metazoa; Arthropoda; Insecta; Orthoptera; Acrididae. Gene Ontology annotation, molecular function: phosphatidylinositol binding. The coding region runs from base 131 to 2932 and encodes 933 amino acids. The transcript is spliced from 19 exons. Gene Ontology annotation, biological process: autophagosome maturation. The record is from RefSeq and is a predicted model, not a curated record.
UCAAUAGUAUAAGAACUCUGAUUUGUGUGUAAACAUGAGGGCAGUUGUGUCAAAUAUACGAAGUUUGCAUUGUUGUAAUGCGCCGUGAUGUCAUUUCUUUCUCGUUACAUUGUAUUGUUGUUCUAAGAAAAUGGAUGAAUCACAUGUGAAAACUAUUAUUUUUCUCUUGUGGAACGACAGAUUUGCUCGCACCUCAGUUUUAUCCAUCUUUACUCUUGCCUUAAUUGUUAUCCUAUCUUUAAGUUUUCUUUCUGGUCUACUAGUUCUUGGAGCAUAUAUAGGAGGUUUCAUUGCUUUUAGCUCAGUUUUCAGCCAAUGGCAGGAACUACCAGACAUUGUCGCUGUGGUGCGUGGAAAAGCAGGGAUGCUGAAAUCACAGUCCCAACGGUGUGCUGUGUGUGGCCGAGGACAAUGCAAACGACAUCAGCCUGCCACACAGCAGCCCUGGCUUGGCCUCGAUGUACCGAGGGAGAUUGAUACAGCCCUGGAAGAGUUUCUGGACAGAACUCUGCAGGAAUUUGUGUAUGCCUGGUAUAAAGAAUUGUCAACAGAUGAGAGCUUCAUUCAAGAGCUUAAACAUGCAAUACGCUAUUCUUCAUCAGUAUUACUGCGUAGAAUACUUCAGGUGGAUGUUGCUCGUGUUAUACUAUACAAGUUACUGCCAGUAGGAUUGCGUCACCUAGAUGACUUCCUAGGUAGUAUUCGUCUAGCUGGUGGAACACAGGCCACAAGUGGAAUAUUGGAAGAUCUAGACAGAGCUGUGUUAGAACGUGCUGCUCUACGUUAUUUGGGCCCACGUCUUCACCCAGCAGUGCACAGUAGAGAAGCUGAGCUUAUGUACCUGCGUCAGCUCACAUGUUUGCUCUUACCGCAACUUGUUCAGCAACAGCAGCUUAACUGCAGAAAUUUUAAUGUCUUAAUACGAGAGAUUCUGUCAGGAUGGGUGCUUUUACCUACAAUGGAUGUACUGGCUGAUCCAGCCAUUGUUAACAGUCUGCUACUACUUUUGGUGGAUAAACAGCCUCUAACACAAUAUCCAGCUGUAGUGCCUGAUACUGUUCAAUUUCUGGCACACUUUGUUUCCUCUGUGGCACCUCCAAAACAUGCAUCAGCAUUACGUUUUGAUAUGGCAGGGGUGCUGAAGGACCAGAGUUUACUUUAUCCUUUUAUUCAGUUCCUAAAAGGAGUGGGAUCAGUCAACAUUCUACAGUUCUGUUUGGAUGUAGAAGAAUUCAACCGCAAAAUGAUAACACCUGACUUGAGUGACGAGGAUCUUGAAAAUUUGUACAGAGAGGCUUGGGAUCUAUAUUCAGUAUACUUCAGUCCAGCAUCACCUGAUCAUAUUGAGUUCAGCCCUUCUGUAGUGGAGGAAAUGUUCUCAAUUCUACAAGAGCCAGCACGAAAUAUUGUUAAACUACGCACAACACCACCUCUUUUUCAGGCAUAUGAAUUUGCAUACAGUCAUUUGGAGAACACAUUGGGCCCACUUUUCCAUCAGAGUGAUGAUUACUUCGUUCUGUUGUGUGGCCAAAGACUUCCCAGUGGUUUCUCAAAGAGUGGCUCAAGUUCCCCAAUGCAGCAAGGAUCACCAGCAAAGGGAAGAGCAUUCAAGAAAGCAGCUGAAGGAGAUACAGUAGCGAAAGUUCGCAGCCACCUUCGAAAGAUCAAAGGUGCAUUAAGAGCCCAGCCUGUAGAAGGACAUACAUUUGACAAUGAUGCGUUAUUAGACUUGGGUGAAUCAGAAUUUGCAGAAGAACUCCAGCUCUCAGAGGUUUCUACGUACCGUGACCUGAGUGCAUGGAGGAUAUCAAUACCCUCUGUCGAAACUCAGACAGACAUUAACAGCAAAUCUUUUCCUGUGUUCCGUAUUGAUGUUCAGCGGAUAGAUGUUCGAGAAGAAGAUGAUCCGGAAUCAUAUCAUUGGACUGUGGAUAGAAGAUAUAAUGAUUUUUAUGUACUUGAAUCAAAGCUGACUGAAUUUCAUGGUGAAUUUACUGACAUACACCUUCCACCAAAGAGAGUAAUAUCUGGACCACGGGGUGUGGAAUUUAUGGAGUCAAAGCGACAGGUAUUUGAGGACUUUUUGCAACGUCUGCUACAGAAACCAACUCUGCGUGGAAGUGAUUUACUACAUGCUUUCCUGCGUUCUCCUUCUGAAUUUGUUCCUGCUUCUGUUGGAGUACCAGAAGGUCUAGGUCGAAUGAUUCGUCGAACAGUUCCCAUUAGGUUACGGAAAGAGAGAGGUCAGCAUCUUGAUGCUUUCCUGGCUACAUUCCUUUCAACCUGUGAAACAGGCAAAAAUCGUUCAAGCAAGUAUGAAUGGAAAGAUGUUAAUGCUAAAGAGCCUCAGAAAGUACGUUGUCUCACUCAUCCUGUAUUUGGAGACAACUUUGGGUUAGACCGUCAUCAACCACUAUUUGCUCUGGCAGGGGCAGGAAUGGGUGGAAGUGCAUUGCCUAUUCAAGGAUUCUAUGACUGUGUGCUCUAUCUUCUUGUACGUGUGUUUGGAGCCUCGCAGUCUGUACUGCGACUUGCAUUAGGCGUACGUUCCUUAUGCCACAAUACCAUUAAUUCUUUAUGUUGUGUGUACCUGGAUUCCAAGCUUCGGAAUCUUCUUGUGCCCCCUCGUGUUGCGCAUUUAAUACGACUUCUUCAGGGAGCUGUCUUUGGCCAUAAAGGUUCCUCACCGACAGCACUGGAAUUAAAAGCACGAGCCACCUUUACUCUUAGUCAGCUUCAGUCAUUGUUGCCAGGGGUUCUCAACUCAUGGCUUGGCAGCAGAUACAAGGAUGGGAUUUUGACAAUUUUCACUGCACUUCAGAGCCCACUUCUCAACAAACAGCUUGCAUAUACUCUUCUGGAUAUUGUUGCUUUAGAGCUCUUUCCUGAAUGCCUGACUGGAGAGCUGUCACCUCAACCUAUGGAAAAAUAAAUAUCACAAGUAUAUCGAAUGAAACAUUCCACUUUCUGAGACUGCUCAUUUUGUUGCUGGUGACUACAAAUGUACCUUUGAAAGGUAAUCAGGAGUGUUGCAUUUUCCAUGCAAAACAAUACUGAGAUGAUGUGAAAACAAUGUUCUUUUGCAUUUGCUGUCAUAUAAUUAAAUACUAUAGUUCCUUGCCAUUUGGAUGAGUAUCAGUUUACGUUUAUUUUGUUGACAGUACCUACACACCAAAGUUUUGGAAGCAUUUAUAUUUCAGACUGGUUGUUAUUAUUGUUAUAUAUUUGCAGAGAGAAUAUUUGUUGUUAUAAUAGUGUUAAUCAUAAUGUUCCAGAAACUGUUGAUCUUAAAAAAUUGCUGUAAAAGGUAUACUAUUGAAUUAAGUUUGAGCUUUUUGCAUGCAAAAUUUGUUAUUUAUUACUGUUUUAUGUACACAUCUUACCUACGUAAAAAGAAAUCAGUUUAUUGGAAAAUCUAGCU